CUCUCUCUCUCUCUCUCUGUCACACACCUAACAAAUAAAUCAUCAAAAUUUUCACAGAAAAAACCAGUUGAUCUUCAUCUGAACCCUAAUUCAACACCGUUACAUUUCAUCUUCAUCUAGAUCCGUUCAAUCUCCGGUUACAAUCUUCACAAAACAGAACUCAAUCUUCCUCGAUUUAGGGUUGCCAGUUGAAAUCAGUCGUCAUCAAUCAUCAUUAUUAUUAUUGUUUUUCCAGAUCAUUCUCACUUCUGUUCAGUUUCUCUCUUACUCUUCGUUUUCCGAUCCAAAUUUUACGGUAUCGGAGUUUUCUAUUCGUUUUAUUACUCCUUACAUCGGUAAACGUCGUCGUUUUAUAACUCGUUUUAUCGGUAAAACGUCGUCGUUUUGUCAUUCGUUGUAUCAGUAAACGUCGUCGUCGUUUUAUUGCAAGUUACAUCCGUAAACGUCGUCGUUUUAUAACUCGUUAUAUCGGUAAACGUCGUCAUUUUAUUGCUCGUUACAUCGGUAAACGUCGUCGUUUCGUUAUUCGUUGUAUCGGUAAACGUCGUCGUUUUGUCAUCAUUUUAUUCGAGCCCUAAUUUCAUCAAAUUAGGUUUAAAUUUAACAAUCUUCAAUUCUCCAUAGCAAAACAUUUUAAAUAAACUAAAUAAUUGUGUGUAUAUUUCACACACACAAACACACAAGUUUUUAUAAAAGCAAAACAAAACAAAACCCUAAAAGUUUAAUUUCUUUUUUUUUUUUUUUUUUUGAGAAAUUUGAAAAUUUUUGAUUUGGUGAAGUUUGGGAUUGAGUUUUUGAACAAAAAUGGUGGGAGGUGGAAACCGAAAGGAUGAUUCGAUAGCGAUAAACAGCACAAAUGUGUUUGCUGCUUUAGGAAGCUUAAAGAAGAAAAAGAAGUCUGAUAAAGAUCAGGGUACAUCGAAAAAGGGCGGAGGUGGUUCGAAGAAGAAGGAUAAGGAGAGUAAGGUGGAGAAGGAGCAGGUUUUUUGGGCUCCGGCGCCGUUAAUGGUGAAGUCGUGGGCGGAUGUGGAUGAUGAGGAUGAUGAUGAUUAUUAUGCGACUACGGCUCCGCCCCCGGUUUGGGGUGGUGCGGGAAUGCAGCAAGAGAAAGUGAAAGGGAAUGAGACUCCGGUUGAGGAAAGUGAAAGUGAAGAAGAAGAUGAAAUCGACGAUGAUAACGAAGAAGAAAGUGAUCAUGAACCAGAAAAAGAACCCGUUAAAAUACCCGCUGAAAAAGAAACCGUUGUGCCAAAAGACAAUGACCGACAGCUGUCAAAGAAGGAAAUCAAAAAGAAAGAACUUGCCGAACUUGAAGCAGUGCUUGCAGAAUUAGGGUUAGCUGAAAAUACGGGCCAAGAUGAUUCUUGUGGUGGUACCCAAGAGAAAACCGAGAACAGAAACGGGGAAACUGAAAAGAAAGACAAAAACGUGCCAGGUGGCGAGAGCAAAAACGCCAAAAAGAAAAAGAAAAAAGAAAAGUCUACCAAGGAUAAUACCAAAGAUCAACAACAGGUCGUGCCUGAGCCCGAGACUGCGAAUUCAGCGUCAGAAGCUACCGGAUCGGAGAAGGUUACUGGAAUCGAUGUGAAAGAGAAGAUAAAGAAGGUGGCUGCUGCUAAAAAGAAGAAAUCCAACAAGGAAAUGGAUGCUGCCGCCAGAGCUGCCGCUAGUGAGGCGGCGGCAAGGAGUGCUAGGCUUGCGGCUGCGAAGAAAAAGGAGAAGAAUCAUUAUAACCAGCAGCCAGUGCGGUAGGUGCACAUAGAUGAACUAUCUGUUUAUUUGUCGACUGUCGAGUGCAUAAUAAACACUCUGAAUCUUUGAGUUGGUUUUUGCAUAGCAGUAUUUCGGAUUUACAUCGAAAGUUACUAGAUGUUUUUAGAGUUUUCGUCGUACUUUGUUGGUAGUUUAAAGUUUAAACUUUUUCUGUGUAGAGUGAACUUAAAAACUCUUGUGGAUGUUUUACUAAAUCCUGAUUUUUUUUUUACAUUUUUUUGGUCAA
Messenger RNA from Helianthus annuus (common sunflower), 1999 nucleotides. RefSeq names its product nucleolin. The coding region runs from base 805 to 1752 and encodes 315 amino acids. The transcript is spliced from 3 exons. The record is from RefSeq and is a predicted model, not a curated record. Lineage: Eukaryota; Viridiplantae; Streptophyta; Magnoliopsida; Asterales; Asteraceae.